CAGAUAAUCCUAGAAGCCUACCUUACUACCUAGUCAAUAAGGAAUCUGCGCUUGCGUUUUCUCUCGAAUGUGGCUUUAGUAAUCCACUUUUGGUCUAUGCUUUGUUCCUUUGUCCUGUUCUGUUGUUGUAUUUUGAGUUUCCUUCCAACAAGCAAUAACAAUAUCAGUGCGUUGGUUAAGUUACCUAGUGAUGUUGCUUAGUUUCUAUUGCUUUCUUGAUAUUAUUUAAUCUGUUCAAUAUGAUGUUGAGAAGGGGAUUGAAUUCUAUUAUUUCUUCUGUUCCAUUCCUCCUUGGAGCUGUGAAAAUUGUGACUUCUUAUACUCUACUAUGUUAUUUCUUUUAUUAUUGCUAUAAAAAAAGCUGGAAAAAUCAGUACCAUUCGAAAGAUAGACAAACACAGUAAGUUAUUUUAUUAUUUAAUGCUGUUUGGUGGUUCAAAAUUAGUAAAGCCCAAUAAGGAUGAAAUAAUGACCAUGAACAACAAACAUUUAUUUUUUAUAAUAAUAUUAUUGCAGACAAUAGCACAGUUGAUUGCAACAGAUUCAGGUUGCUUAUCAUUUGAUAUACUUUUAACUCAGAAUAUCGAUAAAGCAGGCUUUCACAGGGAACUGAAAUGGUUAUUGGAAAUAACAAAUCCUUCUAAAGAUAUCAUUUCAGAACAAAAAUGUAGUUUUAUUAUGCAAUUGGAUAUGCCACAAGGGGCAUUUGUCAAUCCUGAUGAGCUUGCUGAUCUUGAUAGAAUGAACAAACUGAAAACUGUAAUCGAUGGUUUUGUAGAUGUUGAACUCAUUGAACAUGAGGCGUCAAAUCACACUGUAUAUAUAAUUAUUGAGACUGAUGAUUACUCUAAAGUUUCUAUUGAUUUGCCAUUUCAUUUGAGAUACCAAAGAGCACAAUUAACUGGUGGGUAUGGAAAAGUUAUAUUACCCAAACCUAUCAUACUGGCUAGAUGUUCACAAAAAAUCAGGAAGUUGUGUCAUCGAAGUACUGUUAUGGCUCCAUGCCAUUUAGAUAAUCUGAAGAAAUGUAGGUGGACAAAUGUGACAUAUAAAGCUUUAUUCGAUAUUGAUGAAGUAUUAGUGCCAGUUGGAGACCUUGAUCAUUAUCCGAUAGUAUCAAUAGUUUCUCUAUUGAUUGGAUGUAUUGGAUGCAUUUAUGUGUUGUCUCUUUUAUCAAUGUUCUCCAAAAAACCAUUCCUUGUAAUGAAGACUGAAUAAAUUUUACUAUCUCUA
Messenger RNA from Harmonia axyridis, 1233 nucleotides. Its product is annotated as phosphatidylinositol-glycan biosynthesis class X protein-like. Lineage: Eukaryota; Metazoa; Arthropoda; Insecta; Coleoptera; Coccinellidae. Gene Ontology annotation, cellular component: endoplasmic reticulum membrane. The coding region runs from base 421 to 1218 and encodes 265 amino acids. The record is from RefSeq and is a predicted model, not a curated record. The transcript has 5 exons. Gene Ontology annotation, biological process: GPI anchor biosynthetic process.